CCAGCCAGUCCCGGACGCAACGCUGCACGGUACGGUUGAGAUAUUUCUGUUUUAUGCUUUCCCAGUCUGCGGGUGUCUAGUUUUCUUCAGCAUAGAAAAAGUGAAUUUUCUCAAGUUUUUCUUAGUGCAAAUUAAAGUGGCCGGUGGUCCUGGAGCGGUGGUCUGCUGUUUCUGCGGUUUGUUUGCACAAGCUGGGGGGGGCAAGCCGAAGCUGGAAGGAGUAAAUUCGUUCGAAAAAGCAAUUUAUCGUGUGCGGUGGAGAUCGGUGCAGCAAUAUUGAAUCGCACGAGACGAAAAACAACAAAAAAGCAGAUUUUCUCGUCUGUGUUGUCUACUUUCAUCGGCUGGCGGUGAUUCUGAUUAGUCGCAUCGCGGUGGUGAUAGACUUACUCAUCAAUGAGUGUGUUGUGAAGUGGAGGAAAUUGUGUUUAAUAAAUCAUAAAUUACCAUUUACUUAAAACCAACAUCAUCCAUUGCAUCCAGCUUGGUUAUAUGUGUGAAGAAAUCGCGCUGGAAAAUCGUACACCAAGGGAACAAGCCUGGACCAACAUCCUCGCAGUAGGGAUUCGAAAGAGAAAUUAGCUAGAAUAUGUAUUUCUCAUGUUGCAGACACAGUUAAGCACGUGUACUCCCCAACCCAUCAUCCAGCAGAAUACGUCGUGUGCUCGAAACCGGUUCCGACUGCGCUAGUACGCUCUUUGUGUAUGCGUUUGGAGUUGUUGCUACCGCUGUUGUUGCUGCUACUUUGGCCGCUACCGCCCAACUUGAUACUACUAGCGCUGCUCGCUGCGCUGGUAUUUGGUAGUAGUGACUAGACUGUGUAUUACCUUGUGCCCUGGACGAGUGCGGAGUGAGAGAGAGCCAGCCAAGAAUUCAACUCAACACGCGUCGCGACGCUACUGCACAGCGACUCUCGGCUAAUCGAGUCACAGUCAUCGCCGAUGACGACGACGACGACGACGGCGACUAAUGUGUACAGUAGACGGUUUUCCCUCGAACAGUCAGCUCCCAAACGUCGGUCGGAGUUGUUGCAUGGCUGAGUAGUUCCGAAACGCGUGUGAGCUUGUUAUCAAACUGGUGGCACCCCUAAGCGGUUUGUGGUGAACGGAAUCAAAUGUUUUGAACAAACUGCGCGCGUGGAAAAGUGACGGCCUGCAGUUUCCUGUUUUCUGAGCUACUGCUCUUCGUCGUAUCACGGUUAGUGCUUUCGUGCGUUUUAGUCUUUCUGAAGGAAGAAAUACCGAAAAAAGUAUAAUUAUAUGAGCGCUGAUCAAUGCGAAGGGAAAGGCAGAACGAAACGGGAAAAAUCUCCAGAGUAAUCAAUUGAUCCAGAUAGAAGUCUGGGAGUACAGCGUAGGGCGAAACAAAGGUGAAGAAUACAGAUGAAGCACAGAGCAGCAAAGCCCCGUUGCUGAUGCUAAUGUGAAAAAAAUUAGACUGAAAGAGCGAGCCAUAAUUGCACCGAAAAUAAUUCAUUUCCACACUGCUUUAUCAGUCUAUGUUUAUGGUGUGUAUGUGCAAUUGAUGUGUUUGAUAAGUUGCAAUUGUUGUGAAGUUUAUUGCUAGUGUACUGCAGCUUGAAGGUAAUUUUUUUGUUAGCUGCAACUACGGUGUGAAAGAAGUGCACAACCGUUGCUAGUGGGUGGAACAACUGCAGCAGUGGGUUUCACUAGAAGGUUUUCCUCCUCAAAAGCGGUGGCGUGUCGCUGUUCAGAAGAAUAAGAGUGGAAACGGUUGCCGAAGAAGAAGAAGAAAUUAAAUGUGUUAAUUUUUUGCAUAACUACGCGGCAUCGCAACUUCAAUCAGGUGGUUUGUUCCCCUCAGACUGACUUAAAGUUCUUAACACACCACUGUUGGUAACAGUGGGUUGCAGCAGCAUCGACCCACACAGAGGAAGAGAAGAGAUUCUUGCGUUAAAGCGCUGUUCACGUUGAAAUAAACCCGCACGCCAUCGCUGCAAAACUGCAAUCAUGUUGGAUCGCGGACCAGUACAGCUAGACAACGACAAGUGUCGUCGUGAGCGGGAACCACACCUAUCCGGAUCGCGUAUCGAUCUCGCCAGCCUAUGUGGGCCCCGGAACGCUUCCAGAUCCGGCAGAAACAACAUGGUGGAUUCACACGGCAACGCACUGCCUCCGCUCAGCCCGUCCAGCAAUAACAAUUCGUCCUCGUCGACGGCGGCCAGCAGUGACAUCGACCAGAAGCCGGUCCCGUUGACGCCGAGUGAGGCACUCAAAUACCACGGCACUGGAUUGACAGACUACGAAAAGCAGGAAAUCGAGAAGUACCCGGAAAUUUACUACCUAGGACUUGAUGCCUGCAAAGUUAAUGCCAAACCGGGCAGUGCAAUCAACUCGGGUUACGAUGAUGACAAUGGCAGCUACAAUAAGGUUAUCCACGAUCACAUCUGCUACCGGUAUGAAAUCCUCGAAGUCAUCGGCAAGGGAAGCUUCGGGCAGGUGAUUCGAGCCCUGGACCACAAAACCAAUCAACACGUCGCAAUCAAAAUCAUCCGCAACAAGAAACGCUUCCACCAUCAGGCGCUGGUCGAGGUGAGGAUACUAGACGAGCUGCGAAAGAAGGAUGCGGAUGGGUCGUACAAUGUGAUACACAUGCUGGACUAUUUCUACUUUCGGAAUCAUCUCUGUAUCAGCUUUGAGCUGAUGAGCCUGAACCUAUACGAACUCAUCAAAAAGAACAACUACCAAGGAUUCAGUCUGAGCCUUAUUCGAAGGUUCUGCAACUCGAUAGUCAAAUGUCUCCGGUUGUUGUACCAGGAGAACAUCAUUCACUGUGAUCUAAAGCCCGAGAACGUUCUGCUAAAGCAGCGAGGCAGCAGCUUGAUAAAAGUCAUCGAUUUCGGCAGCUCAUGCUACUCGCACCGAAAAGUGUACACCUACAUCCAGUCCCGCUUCUAUCGGUCACCGGAAGUCAUACUGGGACUAUCGUAUGGAACACCCAUCGAUAUGUGGAGCUUAGGUUGUAUACUGGCAGAACUGUACACCGGAUAUCCGCUGUUCCCCGGGGAGAACGAAGUGGAACAAUUGGCGUGUAUUAUGGAAGUUCUCGGCAUUCCUCCGGAUGAUCUCAUUAAUACUGCCACCAGGAGGAGAUUGUUUUUCGAUUCCAGAGGCAUUCCACGGUGUAUUACGAAUUCCAAGGGACGCAAGCGAAAGCCGGCCUCGAAAACCAUUUCGCAGGCCCUCCGCUGCCACGAUACCGUGUUCAUUGAUUUCGUCAGCAAAUGCCUAGAAUGGGAUCCGAAGAAGCGCAUGACCCCGGAGGAGGCGGCCCGCCACGACUGGCUGCAACCGAGUGCCUCCUCCACGUACGUCUCGUCCAAGUCGAAAGAAAACAGUGAUAAUCAGCUCAGCUUUAUGCAAAAACUGCAACGAUCUCAGCCAAUGACACCAAAUACAAUCCUUCCGGAGAUUAAAACUCCCUCCAAUCGGCAGCGCUACGUCAAAGAACGGGUUAAAGCUCUAGAUAUCGAAUCAGCACAACAGCAAUACUCAUUACAUCGACUGUACCACGCCAGAAAGACAACGCUGACUUCCUCUAACAAUAAUAAUAAUAACAACAACAACAAUAAUAUCCACAACAGUAAUACCAAUCUCAGCAACCACAACAACAAUAACCACAACAACAACAACAGUAACAAUGGCAGCAGCAUCCACGGUAGCAACAGCAGCUACAACAUCAGCCAGCACAGCAACAGUCAGACAAUAAACAACAAUGGCAGCAGCAAAUACUCCUCAAGCCAUCAUGUCGCGGGAGGAACGGGCGCUGGAGGCAGUAGUGGUCACCACUACCACCAUCACGGUGGCAUGCCGCACUCGCAGAGCACCGGCGAUGUGUCAGCCAUCUUUGGCCGCGCAUGACAUGACACACUGAGCAAGGCCAGAGACUCCGGCAAAAUGAUUGGCCUGAUUUAGAAGCUGGCCGCUGUGGUGUCUCGGGCACGGUCGCUCCGGUCGAACUGUGAAUAGUGUGUUGUAGCCGUGGAUGUCCGUAUGUGUUUAAUGCUAUAGAUUGUAUGAUAUAGGAAGUAGGCGUGCUCCCGCUCAGGCGAGAUAGAGACAGAUCUAGUAGGAAUAUGUUAAUGCUAAUCAGUAUCCGUAAUCCUCAGAGAGUAAUUAUCCUCCCACUGCCUUCCUCCCAAAAAAAAAAACAAAUGUAGAGUUAGCUGGGGACCCCUCGUAGCCAUUCGUAGCCGAUGGUGAAUCUUUCGAAAUACAUAGACUUGUUAGGUUAGGUGAGUUUCGUGGACUAGGACCGAUGAUUGCGCGUUGGGAAUCUCGUUUCAUUCCGGGUUGAGUUUCAUGGACUGGCUGCUCGAAAUUUAUCUGUUGCAACACUCCCUUCUUUUCUAUAAAUAUAAAAUAGAACAUGGAAAAGGAAUUUCCGAUUCCGUCAGUAUUAUUGUUCUGAAGUUAAGUUCAUUAAAUUAUUUGAUUCAUUCGAGCAACCAGUGUCGCUAAUUCCAUUGCACUUUGAUACAUUAGAAGGCAUGCUACAAUGAAAGUUUCAAUUCCAUGCGUACAAACAAUCACAGGAAAACUUAGUAUGCAUUCUGUAUCCUGAUUUAUGUUAAAAUUGCUAUUGUUAGCUCAAGGGAAAUGACAGAUAACUUUCAGUACCCUGAAAUAAAGUUCGAAAAAUUUUAAAAUUAAUGUUCAAGCUUAAGCCAAAAAACUAAUUAUAAGUGCGGUAGGAUUAGCUCACAAGCCCAACCUAGGAGAUUAAGUUUCCAGAAAUGAAGAGAGAACAGUUAGUAACUCCUGAUUCCCGAUUUAACCAAACGAACGCAUGGAAACCAUUUGUAGUGACGCCAAAGGUUCUUCCAUGUCUAGACAUAGGCUACCAAAACGCUCGAAUCCUUCUUUCAGAAGUGAGUUUCGGGUGCAAUGACAAAAAAGUAUAAAAACACUGAUUAGGGCAGACAUUUUAGUGGAAAGAAAAACUAGCAAACAAACCUUCGAACAGUGUCAGCCAGGGAUUUACGUUAAACCAAAUGGAUGCGCGUGACGAAGAGUGCUGCAAAUUUUGCGUCGUUCGACUGACUUUCAACAAUAUAGAUUAAACUGUAUAGAAGCUACCUGUAAUUUAUUGUUUAGAGACGGCCAGGCAAACAAGAUGGCAGCAUAUAGAAAUCAAAUAAUAACUAUUGGAUGAGAAUUGACCGACCAAAAAUGUAUGAAUCAAUUAUAAUCAGUCAGUCGUCAGAACAAAGUGAUCUAUUAUUAGUGUGUAGUGAAAGAAGAACUAAUGAGUUUUCUUUUUGCAAAGUUAUGACAAAUCAUCUUCAAAAUAAUGCGUUAAAGUUUUUCUCGCAAGAGUAACAAAGAAAAAAAAAAACAAAACAAAAUUAUAUAAACACCUAUAUUAAAGUUGCUGACCCCAAUCGGGGACAAUUUCGAACGUUGAGUAAAUUAUAAUCACCGCUAAAUUUCUCAAACAUGCAAGACAAAAAGGAAAAAACUCUUUUCUCAGACACCACUAUGAUUGACGCUAAAUUACACUCUUAAGCAAAGCAAAUUACAUAUAUGGGUAUAUGCUUAUAUAUAUGGGAAUACAUUAUUUUAUGUACAUUCUUGUCAAACCGCAAAAAAAACGCAAAUAAAAAGAUUUAAUUCAUUA
Molecule: messenger RNA, 5640 nt
Organism: Wyeomyia smithii (pitcher-plant mosquito)
Lineage: Eukaryota; Metazoa; Arthropoda; Insecta; Diptera; Culicidae
Gene: Dyrk2
Product: dual specificity tyrosine-phosphorylation-regulated kinase 2
Exons: 11
Coding region: 1971-3881 (636 amino acids)
Biological process (GO): peptidyl-threonine phosphorylation; peptidyl-serine phosphorylation
Cellular component (GO): nucleus
Molecular function (GO): ATP binding; protein serine/threonine kinase activity; protein serine/threonine/tyrosine kinase activity
Source: RefSeq, a predicted model, not a curated record